AGAAGACUAUUGAAGCCACCUGCUCAGGACAAUGAAACUCUUCAGCUAUAUUUUGGUUUAUCGCAAGUUUCUGCUCAUAGCUUUCACUCUGUUGGUUUUACUGCCCCUGCCUAUCAUCCUCCGCACCAAGGAAGCAGAAUGUGCCUACGUACUCUUUGUUGUUGCCAUAUUUUGGCUUACAGAAGCUUUGCCUCUCUCCGUCACAGCCUUGCUACCUGGGUUAAUGUUCCCAUUGUUUGGGAUCAUCCCUUCUAAGACGGUGGCAUCUUCUUAUUUCAAAGAUUUUCACCUACUGCUAAUUGGAGUCAUCUGUUUAGCAACAUCAAUAGAAAAAUGGAAUUUGCACAGAAGGAUUGCUCUGAGAAUGGUGAUGAUGGUGGGUGUGAACCCAGCAUGGCUGACAUUGGGGUUCAUGAGCAGUACCGCCUUCCUAUCUAUGUGGCUUAGCAACACCUCAACUGCUGCCAUGGUGAUGCCCAUCGCAGAGGCUGUGUCACAGCAGAUCAUGAGUGCUGAAGCAGAAGUCGAGGCCACUCAGAUGACUUAUUUCAAUGGAUCAACCAACAAUGGCCUGGAAAUUGAUGAAAGUGUUAAUGGAGAGGAAACAAAUGAGAGCAAAGAGAAAACAAAACCAGUUCCAGGACACAGUAAUGAUACAGAAAAAAAUUCAAGCAAGAUGGAGGUGGAACAGAACGCAGGCACAGGAAACAAAUAUCGAACAGAGAAGGACCACAUGAUGUGUAAACUUAUGUGCUUGUGCAUUGCUUACUCUUCCACCAUUGGUGGACUGACAACCAUCACUGGUACCUCCACCAACUUGAUCUUCGCUGAGCAUUUCAAUAUACGCUACCCUGACUGUCGUUGCAUCAACUUUGGAUCAUGGUUUAUGCUCACCUUCCCAGCUGCUAUUAUUAUUCUACUCUUGUCCUGGAUCUGGCUUCAGUGGCUUUUCCUAGGAUUCAAUGUUAAGGAGAUGUUCAAAUGUGGCAAGACCAAAACAUUCAGACAAAAGGCUUGUGCCGAGGUGAUUAAACAAGAAUACCAAAAACUUGGGCCAAUAAGGUCUCAAGAAAUUGUGACCUUGGUCCUCUUCUUGGUAAUGGCCCUGCUGUGGUUUAGCCGAGAUCCCGGCUUCAUUUCUGGCUGGUCUGUGCUUUUCUCAGAGUAUCUCGGUUUUGUUACAGAUUCAACCGUUGCCUUACUUGUAGGACUCCUAUUCUUUCUUAUCCCAGCUAAGACAUUGACUAAGACUACACCUACAGGAGAAAUUAUUGCUUUUGAUUACUCUCCACUGAUUACUUGGAAAGAAUUCCAGUCAUUCAUGCCCUGGGAUAUAGCGAUUCUUGUUGGUGGAGGGUUUGCCUUGGCAGAUGGCUGUGAGAUAUCGGGACUAUCUAAGUGGAUAGGAAAUAAAUUAUCUCCUCUAGGGUCAUUACCGCUAUGGCUGAUAAUUCUGCUGUCUUCCUUGAUAGUCACAUCGUUAACAGAGGUAGCCAGCAAUCCAGCUACCAUUACCCUCCUUCUCCCAAUAUUAUCGCCAUUGGCUGAAGCCAUUCAUGUGAACCCUCUUUACAUUUUGCUACCUUCUACUCUGUGUACUUCAUUUGCAUUCCUCCUUCCAGUAGCAAAUCCACCCAACGCUAUUGUUUUUUCAUAUGGCCAUCUAAAAGUUAUUGACAUGGUUAAAGCUGGACUUGGCAUUAAUAUUGUGGGUGUUGCUGUGGUGAUGCUUGGCAUAUUCACCUGGAUCGUGCCCAUGUUUGACCUCAACACUUACCCUUCUUGGGCUCCUUCACUUAUUAAUCAGACCAUGCCAUGAAAAGCACAAAUACUCUGACUAUCCUGUGGUGAGUUUUGGGAACCAUUAAGAAUUCACUGCAAAAUUUGGCUCUGGAAAGCUGCUGACAUUUAAAUGAAACCUGGUGUGGCUGCUGCAGUCCAGUGAACAUCUAAAACCUGCCGUCAUAACUCAGAGUCUACAUUUCUUUUGAGAUGCAACCAAAGAACAUCUAUGUGCUUUCAAUGAGAAGCCCAUGGUGGAGAUCUUGCUCAUGGACCAUAUGCAUCUUGCUUCAUCAUAAGAAUCAUUUAUAACUUGACCUUCAAAGAGAAUUGGUUAUUUGCUUCAUCUUACACUUUGGGUUCUGUGUAACAUUUCAAAUGUCAAUUUAUUAUUUGAGAAACUUCCCUUGAAGCUAAAAAUUAAAAAAUACACAAAUUAA
Messenger RNA from Equus caballus (horse), 2222 nucleotides. RefSeq names its product solute carrier family 13 member 1 (gene SLC13A1). Lineage: Eukaryota; Metazoa; Chordata; Mammalia; Perissodactyla; Equidae. Gene Ontology annotation, molecular function: sodium:sulfate symporter activity. Gene Ontology annotation, biological process: transmembrane transport. Gene Ontology annotation, cellular component: membrane. The record is from RefSeq and is a predicted model, not a curated record.